Molecule: messenger RNA, 1146 nt
Organism: Durusdinium trenchii
Lineage: Eukaryota; Dinophyceae; Suessiales; Symbiodiniaceae
Source: the annotation of a GenBank genome assembly
GCAGCGGUCAAAGGCUUGGAGGCCAGGGCAUACCCAGUGGCAUACCCAGGUUUGAGAUUUUUUUAUUGUGGUUCAAGUGUCAAUGCCUACAAAAUGCUUGCUUUUGAAACGGUCUUCAAGCAUUUGCAAACCUAUGGUUUGAGAUGGCUCUGUCUUUUGCUUUGGGAGGCACAGGAGAGUGUUGCCAGCAUAGCUGCAGCCUACUCGCUGGGCAAGCAGGAGAGUCAAGCAGCGAUUUGCCUGCUGCACAAAAUGCAAUGGACGCAGCCAAAGUUCAUCAGCCAUGAAAGUAUUUCGGGCGGGUACUUGAACGACAAGUUUUGCAGUGCUACAGGUGUGUUUGCACCUUGGAAAGCGGAGUUGACCAACUCUGAAGAGCUGACGCAAGUGCUGCUAACGCUGAACGAAAGGGCCGAGAACGAGCAGCGGAGUCCUCCAGCCAAUGCCCUUUGUGAUACGGAGAAGCUCUGCGCGUGGGCAAAGAACUAUGAUCUCUACACUUCUCAACAGGGAGCGCUGGACUACAAGCACAUCAACGACCGCUACAUCCGAGGAAAGAAGACUGUGGAUGACUGGAUGAACAAGAAGUACCAGACACAGAACCACCCGCAUUGCCGCUACAUGCGCUGUUGGUGCUGGGACUCCCUGGUCCAAAUCAAAGGCAUUGUGCAGCAACGUGGGGUGGCAGCUACGACUACCAUCAUCCUGGAACUCUUGGAGGGCAUGGAUUUGAGCCCUGAGACCCCACUGUUGAUUGUUGAUUUGGUCCCUUCAAGGUUCAAUGAGUGGGGCUUGGCUGCCUGGGACCUUCAGCGCCGCACCCUGACCCAAGAGGACAAGUUCGACCGGCAGCCUGAUGUGCGCUUCUUGGGCCUCUACCACAACGACCAGGCAGCGGAGAUGGGAGCAGCCUGCAGCUACCACAAGACUCAAUCUGAGAAGCUCAAUGCUAGGAUUCCAGACUUGGUGAAGGAUAAGUUUCAAUCGCAAGCUGAUGUAGUGAAGUCUUUGAUGGAUGAGAUUGAAGAGAAAAGGGACAUGGCAUUAGCUGUGAAGCAGUGGUCUUCAGGCGACGGGCCUGUGCAGUCGUCUUGCAUCCCUUGGCUGGUCACUUGCGACAAGACUCUUGUGGCCAUGAUUGGGGAU